CAAAUGCUGAUUGGUUGCUGUAGAAGUGAAAACUGUUUAAAUUUCAGUCGAAGUAUGAGAAGUCCCUAAACUACCAAGGCUGCCAGAAUCAAGCAUCUAUCAAGAAGCUAGGAGUACAUACAACAGGGGGAAAAGACUUCUCAUUUACAUUGCAGAACCUGUGAUGAGAAAGAUGAAGGGCUGGACUUUGGUGUUGUGCCUCUUAAGUGCCACAUUAGCUCUUCCAAUUCCACCUCAUCCACAACAUCCUGGUUAUGUCAAUUUCAGUUAUGAGGUUAUGACGCCUUUAAAAUGGUACAAGAGCCUAAUUGGACCCCAGUAUUCACAUUAUGGCUAUGAACCCAUGGGAGGAUGGAUGCACCAUCAUCCAGGGCCAAUGAUGCCUCAACAAGCUUUCUAUCAAAUCCACCAUCCAGUGCAUCCUCUUCAUCAACAGCAUCCUCUUCAUCAACAGCAGCAGCAGCAUUUGCCACCAAUACAACAGCCUGCACCUAUCCCAUUUGAACCAAUGGCUGGGCAAAACCCAAUAAAUCCACAUUAUCAGCCAGCAAGACCAGUUCAACAUCAACUCCCACCACAUACAGGAGGGCACCCAAUGUUCCCACAGCAACCAGUUCAUCCAAACUCACCAAUGCAUCCCCAACAACCAGGAAUUGUUCAACAUCAGCCAAGUGACCCAAUUCUACGAAUGCCACCGGUGAUCCCAGAUUUGCCUCUUGAACCAUGGCCACCAGCAGACAAGACCAAACAGGAGGAAGUGGACUAAGAGAAAACAAGAAAUUUCAGAAGAAUGCAAACAUAUUUUAGGCAUUGUCACCUGCUGUCAAGAAACCAUCACUCUACUGCAGUCAGUGAU
Molecule: messenger RNA, 856 nt
Organism: Hemicordylus capensis (graceful crag lizard)
Lineage: Eukaryota; Metazoa; Chordata; Lepidosauria; Squamata; Cordylidae
Gene: AMELX
Product: amelogenin X-linked
Exons: 6
Coding region: 164-766 (200 amino acids)
Biological process (GO): multicellular organism development
Source: RefSeq, a predicted model, not a curated record